Eimeria necatrix is the source of this 927-nucleotide messenger RNA. Its product is annotated as leucine rich repeat containing protein, putative. The coding region runs from base 1 to 927 and encodes 308 amino acids. Gene Ontology annotation, cellular component: cytoplasm. The transcript has 3 exons. Gene Ontology annotation, molecular function: protein binding. Lineage: Eukaryota; Apicomplexa; Conoidasida; Eucoccidiorida; Eimeriidae. The record is from RefSeq and is a predicted model, not a curated record.
AUGGCAUCACCACCAUCAUCAUCACCAGCAGCAGCAGCAGCAGCAGCAGCAGCAGCAGCAGCAGGAGAAGAGCCCGCGCAGUUCUCGCAGCUGGACGGCGAAGUGUUCGAGGAGUUCCUGGGCCCUCGCUGGGCCGAGCAGCAGCACCUGGCGCUGGACUUCUCUUCAAAUUUGUUCUGUCUCGAGAGUUUGGGAGAGCCCGGAAAGGGGCUGUUGGACCCGCGGCUGCGGCUGUCGGAUUUGCUGCGUUUGGAGCUUUCGAACAACGCCUUGCGGGACUUGGGCGCUGCGGUGUCUGUACACCGCGGCUGCAAGCGCCUCCGCGUCCUCCGCGCCGCCAACAACCUCCUCACAACUGUCAGUCUGCAGCUUCCUUCCCUCCGCACUUUGGACUUAGCCAAAAACCAACUCCAAACUCUCCCAGACCUCCACGGAAUCCCCAACCUCGAGGAACUUCUCCUCAGCCACAACCGAAUCAAAGAAGCAAAUUUGGAAAGUUUGCUGCUGCUGCCGAAUUUGCGGCAGCUGGAUCUUUCUUACAAUUGCAUCAGCACUUUGCCUUCGAACUUCCUCCGAGAAAUCGAACACCUCAAGGGACUCUCCAAACUCGCAAUCGUGGACUUUCGGGGCAACGAGUGCAGCGCCUGGUUUCCAGAAUAUGCUGCAGUGUUUGCUGCUAAUGCUGCAGCAAAUGGGCAGCAGCUGCAGCAAAUUGACGGGGAGAAUUUGGCCCCCCGCAGCCACAAAGAACUCCAGGAAGCUGCUGCGCUCGUGCUGCAGAACAUCGACCAGUCAGUCCGCCGCGCUGCAGCAGCAGCAGCAGCAGCUGCUGCAGCAGCAGCAGCAGCAACAGCAGCAGCGGCAGCAGCGCGGAAGCAGCAGCAGCACUCGCAGCCAGCUGGUUCUUCUUUGCGCGUUUUCAGAUAA